AUGCGGCCCCGCAGUGGAAUCAGCCCGAGUUUUGUGUCCGAGCAACGGAUUCGACAGCUGGAACAGAAGUUGCGGGCUAAAGAAGAAAGAAUCAUAGUGCUAGAAACAGAAAAUGCCCUUCUGCAUCUCAAGCUUGCAGAGAGUCAAAGCAUGAUGGGGAAAAGCUCAACUAAAGAAUUGCCCAAAAGUGAUGUACUAAACUGUAAAUUGCGCUGCUUGCAUGGAAGUACCAGGUCAACUAUAAUCCAGCUUUAUGGUGCAAUACAGAGACUGAAGCAAGACAUGAAGAAUCUCUGCUUAUCUGCUCUUGCAUAUUCGAAAGACUUACAGCAUCAAAGCAAGAACUCUUUCUACCAGAUUUUGGCAGCUCUCCAAAGACUACAGCUUCAUAAUGAGACUAUGGAAACAUUUCAGAUCAAAGCUCUAGAACUUGAGCAUUCCUUGCUUGAUGUAAGUGAGAGAUACCAGAAAGAAAAACAAAAGAGAAAAAGGCUUCACAACAGUUUAAUUGAACUAAGGGGCAAUAUCAGAGUGCACUGCAGGAUCCGACCACUAUUGCCAUUUGAUACUGCUCCUGGAGAGCUGAUGUUAGAAGACAGAGUUUAUAGUGCUGCUGAAACUCAAGAGACAGUGUUUGCAGAUGUAUCACCUUUGCUAACCUCACUGUUAGAUGGGUACAAUGUGUGCAUUAUGGCUUAUGGACGGACUGGGAGUGGAAAAACAUACACAAUGUUAGGACCACAACCUGAAGAUACUUUUGCUUUUUCCCUGGAAGAUGAACCAGAAUUAGGAAUUAUUCCUAGAGCUGCUGAAGAAGUGUUCAGGCUUAUUUCAGAGAAGCCACCGGGAAGUCAUUGGAUUGAGGUUUCUGUUGUAGAAGUACCUGUAGAAGAUGCAGUGGAGUUCUUGGAGUUGGUUCAAAAGGGCCUACAGUUAAGAGUCAAACAUCCAACACUUGUACAUGCUCAUUCAUCCCGUUCUCAUCUUGUGGUAACUUUGACUAUCACUACAAAGGCUGACUUGGAGGAUGGGUUUGGUGAUUGUUCUAGUCAGAAGCUGAAUAAAGAACAUUUCUUCAACUGUCCGUACUCUGUGAACGAUGAUAAGCCCACCUGUCCUUCCAGAUCUUCUUCACCAGCCCAAUUUCUCAGUGAAUCUACAGAGACACAUAAGCGAAUGAGAACAAAACUUCAGCUGGUAGAUUUGGCUGGCAGUGAAUGUGUUGGUAUAUCUGGUGUGACUGGAGCAGUACUCAGGGAAACCUCCUUCAUUAAUCGCAGCUUGUCUGCUCUGGCAGAUGUACUUGGAGCAAUAGCAGAACAUCGCUCUCAUAUUCCCUAUCGAAACAGCAAACUUACACAUUUACUCCAGGACUCCAUUGGUGGUGAUGCGAAAUUACUGCUGGUGUUGUGUGUCUCCCCCAGCCAAAAGUACAUAACAGAGUCCCUGCAGACCUUGGGAUUUGGAACGCGAGCAAGGCAAGUUCAGCGAGGGCAAGCCAAGAAGAGGAACCAACCAGGGCCCAGCAAAUCCAAAUAAAAAGCAAGACUCUUGUGGGUUACAGUAUUAUUAAUGAGUUCCUCAGACUGAAAUCUCUCUUGUUUUUGUAAAGAUGUAAACUGCCAGUUCAAAUAAACACUGUUCAGUGUGGUAUUA
Messenger RNA from Gekko japonicus, 1656 nucleotides. RefSeq names its product kinesin family member 25 (gene KIF25). The record is from RefSeq and is a predicted model, not a curated record. Gene Ontology annotation, biological process: microtubule-based movement. Lineage: Eukaryota; Metazoa; Chordata; Lepidosauria; Squamata; Gekkonidae. The coding region runs from base 1 to 1539 and encodes 512 amino acids. Gene Ontology annotation, molecular function: microtubule motor activity; microtubule binding; ATP binding. The transcript is spliced from 13 exons.